UGAGAGAGCAGCGACUGAUUAAUAGCUGGGCGAGGGGACACACUGACUGUUAUAAUAACACUACACCAGCAACUCCUGGCUCCCCAACAGCCGGAUCACAGGCAGGAGAGAGUCAGUGGCGAAUAGUCUUUUUUUUUUUUUCUUAAGCCAACAACUUGGUUGCUAGUUUUAUUUCUGUUAUUUUUUUUUUUUUUUAUUUUUGGUGUGUGUGUAUGUGUGGUGGUGGUGGUCUUUUCUAAGUGUGGAGGGCAAAAGGAGAUACCAUCCCAGGCUCAGUCCAACCCCUCUCCAAAAAAGAAAAAAAAAAAACGGCACUCCAGGUAGCGAGGGAGUUGGGUCUCCAGGUUGUGCGAGGAGCAGAUGAUGACCGCCAAGGCCGUAGACAAAAUCCCAGUAACUCUCGGUGGUUUUAUGCACCAGCUGCCUGACAGCCUCUACCCGGUGGAAGACCUCGCCGCCUCGUCGGUGACCAUCUUCCCCAAUGGUGAACUGGGAGGCCCCUUUGACCAGAUGAACGGAGUGGCUGGAGAUGGCAUGAUCAACAUUGACAUGACUGGAGAGAAGAGACCCUUGGAGCUCCCAUAUCCGAGUAGCUUCGCUCCCAUCUCUGCACCUAGAAACCAGACCUUCACUUACAUGGGCAAAUUCUCCAUUGACCCCCAGUACCCUGGUGCCAGCUGCUACCCAGAAGGCAUCAUCAAUAUUGUGAGUGCGGGCAUCUUGCAAGGGGUCACCCCUCCAGCUUCAACCACAGCUUCGUCCAGCGUCACCUCCGCCUCCCCCAACCCACUGGCCACGGGACCCCUGGGUGUGUGUACCAUGUCCCAGACCCAGCCUGAACUGGACCACCUCUAUUCUCCGCCACCACCUCCUCCUCCUUAUUCGGGCUGUACAGGAGAUAUUUACCAGGAUCCUUCAGCGUUCUUAUCGCCGCCACCCACCACUUCCACCUCCUCUCUGGCCUACCAGCCACCUCCUUCCUACCCAUCCCCGAAGCCAGCUAUGGACCCAGGUCUCAUUCCUAUGAUCCCAGACUAUCCUGGAUUUUUUCCAUCUCCGUGCCAGAGAGAUCCACACGGUACCGGUGGCCCGGAUCGAAAGCCGUUCCCCUGCCCUCUGGACUCCCUGCGGGUCCCCCCUCCGCUCACACCACUCUCUACCAUCCGUAAUUUUACUCUGGGGGGUCCCAGUGCUGGGGUCACGGGACCAGGGGCAAGUGGAGGUGGUGAGGGACCCCGGCUGCCUGGCAGUGGGUCUGCAGCAGUGACUGCCACCCCCUAUAAUCCGCACCACCUGCCAUUGCGGCCCAUCCUGCGACCUCGAAAGUACCCCAACAGGCCCAGCAAGACGCCAGUGCACGAAAGGCCCUACCCCUGCCCAGCAGAAGGUUGUGACAGGAGGUUCUCCCGCUCUGAUGAGCUGACCAGGCACAUCCGAAUCCACACGGGCCACAAGCCCUUCCAGUGUCGGAUCUGCAUGCGAAACUUCAGCCGAAGUGACCACCUCACUACUCAUAUCCGAACCCACACCGGGGAGAAGCCCUUUGCCUGUGACUAUUGUGGCCGCAAGUUUGCCAGGAGUGACGAAAGGAAGCGCCACACCAAGAUCCACCUUCGACAGAAGGAGCGGAAGAGCAGUGCCCCUUCAUCUGCAUCAGCCCAGUCUUCAGCCUCUGGGCCUGGGGGCUCGCAGGCCGGGGGCAGCCUGUGCGGUAACAGCGCCAUUGGAGGACCACUGGCUUCCUGCACCUCUCGGACCAGGACACCGUGAGAUGAAGCUCUGGCUGACACACCAGUUUCUCCAGGCCCCAGAAGUCCUCCGUCCACUGGAUCUGCAAACACUACCGCCCUUCCCUGUUCCUCCCUGUGAUCCUGGGCAAAAGACCUUGAUAGAGCUCAGCUCUGUCCCACCUUCUCAAAGACGGCCUUCCGAAAACCUAGGCCAUUUUAAGGGAGUUGACUAUCAUUCCAAGAAAUGGGGAGCCAGAAGAGGGCUUGGGUGAGGGCCCCUGGCCUGCAGGGCUGCGCUCUGACCCUGACUGAGAUGUCUGACUAUGGUCUGCUAGCCCUUUUCUUUGGCCCUGGAUGCCAGUUGUGAGACUUUUUCUACAAUAGGUUGGGAGUUGCUGAUUCCUUUGAGCGAGGACAGCAGAAAAAGACUAAAAGCAAAACCGAUGUGGCACUUUAAUGGCUUGGGACUGACUUGGGGGUGGGUGGGGGGAGUUGUACAGUGAGCAGAACCUGGUCCUGGCUGUGGCACUCUGUGGCCCUAGAACACCGAAUGGAAGUUUCUCUAGCCAUCUCAACCCUUAAGCAAUAUGUCCUCACAAGAGAACGGAAGUGCAAUGUCGGGAAGGACAAAGCAAUAUUGGCUUCUUUUUGUUGAGGAACAAAGAUUAUUUUUUCAGUGUAGAUCCAUUCAGAUUUUGUGUAUUUUUUGAUGUGCACUGUUCUCCGAGUUCUGAACCUUCGGGAAAAAAAAUGAAAAACAUUUAUGAUCUCUUGAAAUGAGUCAGAGGUUAACUAACUUAUUUAAAGGGGGAUGUACAUAGGAUGCAUGCAGUGUUGUUGCAAGUGUCCUCUGUGCCUUGUGUGAUAAUGGGCAGUGUUACAGGGUCUGCAUGUGUACAGGAUGCCUUACUAUGGAAAAAAAAUCACUCCCUGGGUUUAAGUAUGGCUGUAUAUUUCUGCCUAUUAAUAUUUGGAAUUUUUUUUUAGAAAGUAUAUUUUUGUAUGCUCUGUUUUGUGACUUAAAAGUGUUACCUUUGUAGUCAAAUUUCAGAUGAUGUGCUCAAUGUCACUGCAGCUGAUUUGUUUGGUUAUUAGCUCUUAAUAGUUGUGGAGAGAUAAACAAUCUAUUCUAACAUAAAACCACUAACGAGUUCAGAUAAUGGAUGGCUUAUGACUAUGGUGUAAAUAAAUACUUUUCAACAAUA
Molecule: messenger RNA, 2935 nt
Organism: Arvicanthis niloticus (Nile rat)
Lineage: Eukaryota; Metazoa; Chordata; Mammalia; Rodentia; Muridae
Gene: Egr2
Product: early growth response 2
Biological process (GO): regulation of transcription by RNA polymerase II
Molecular function (GO): DNA-binding transcription factor activity, RNA polymerase II-specific; RNA polymerase II cis-regulatory region sequence-specific DNA binding
Source: RefSeq, a predicted model, not a curated record